Messenger RNA from Syzygium oleosum, 1162 nucleotides. RefSeq lists its product as uncharacterized. Bases 1 to 1002 code for a protein of 333 amino acids. The transcript has 6 exons. The record is from RefSeq and is a predicted model, not a curated record. Lineage: Eukaryota; Viridiplantae; Streptophyta; Magnoliopsida; Myrtales; Myrtaceae.
AUGGCUCUCAACUGUAGCUUGGGCUUGAACAACGCCAUGGCCGCGCUCGGGACCACGAAGAAAGCGGCGGUGUUGUACCACUACCCAUGCCCAGAUGGCGCCUUUGCCGCUCUGGCAGCUCAUAUUUACUUCUCCGCCACUUCUCUUCCCGCUCUCUUCUUCCCCAACACAGUCUACGCUCCCCUCGCUCCCAGCCACCUCCCUCUCCGCGAAAUCGACGACCUCUACCUUCUCGACUUCGUGGGUCCCUCCGGUUUCGUCCGAGAAAUCUCCCCCCAUGUCUCCAGGGUGGUUAUUUUGGAUCAUCACAAGACUGCCCUUGAGAUGCUAACUGGCGAUGAUUGCAAUGUUGCGGAAAAUGUUGUUAAGAUUUUAGAUAUGGAGAGGAGUGGAGCUACGAUUGCUUAUGAUUACUUCAAAGAGAAGCUUGCGGAGGACGAUAAAGUUCGAGAGUUUGAGAGGAUGAGGAGAUUGUUUGAGUACAUUGAAGAUGGGGAUCUGUGGCGAUGGCAUUUCCCUGACAGCAAAGCUUUCUCUAGCGGUUUGAAGGACUUGAACAUUGAAUUUGAUGUCCAAUUGAAUCCCUCUUUGUUUCAGCAGUUGCUUUCUUUAGAUUUGGAGGCCAUCAUUAACCAAGGCAUGUUGAGCUUAUCACAGAAGCAAAAGUUGAUAGAUGACGCGCUUGACCAGUCAUAUGAAAUCUCUCUGGGAGCUUUUGGACAUUGUCUGGCUGUCGAUGCAGACUCGAUAUCGGAAUUGAGAAGUGAAUUAGGAAACCAGUUGGCAGAUAAAAGUUACAAGAUAAAAUUGAGGGGCAUCGGUGCUGUGGUAUACAGAGUGCCAGAACUUGAAAACGAUCAGUUACUGAAAGUUAGCCUUCGGAGCCUGAAUGGUGAAGACACUACACCCAUUUCGCAGAAUUUCGGAGGGGGUGGACAUCGAAAUGCUAGUUCGUUCAUGAUAAGCUCUGCAGAGUUCCAGCAAUGGAAAGUCCAGCAAUAAACACUGUUUCUUUGCCCCUUUCGGCAAAUAUCAUGUAGACUGUGAAUUAGAUAACCCCUCUGAUUAAUCGAUUUGUUUGUUUGUCACCCAGUUGUUCCCUUUUUAUGUAGACAUAAUUUGCCUUUCGGUUGUUAUGAUUUGGCAUCAUCUCUUUGUGUUA